AUGCACAACACACGGUUAUCAAUAGCCAUUCCACCUUUGUGCGUGCCACUGCCGUCUUCGCAAUUACGUUUUUACACUACUACACAUAUUAGUACUCCGGCCUCUUGCAAGCAAACAAUGGUGAAGUUGUCGUCCCUGUUUGUGGCGGCGGUCCUCUUUCUCGUGGUGGCACUGGCACCAGCCGUCUCAGCCUCGCGAGCGUCGGUGUAUAGCGUGACGAGCUACGGUGGUAUGGCGGAGCCAAAAACAGACUCGACGAGAGCUUUUUCGGAAGCAUGGAAAAGAGCGUGCAGCGACCCGCGCCCGUCUGUUGUGUACGUGCCCUAUGGAAAGUUUCACCUCCGAGACAUAGCGUUUGAAGGGCCGUGCAAGAGCAACGCUAUCGUGGUGCGUAUCGACGGAACCCUGGUGGCUCCGUCCGACUACUCCGUCAUUGGGAAUGCCGGGAACUGGAUUCGGUUUCACAAAGUUGACGGCGUACGGAUCUCUGGCGGGAUACUUGACGGACAAGGCACCAGGCUAUGGUCUUGCAAGCUUGCCGGGAAGGACUGCCCCGUCGGCACCACGAAUUUGCACAUCGCCAACUCCAAGAACGUGGUGAUCGACAGACUAAGCUCCGUGAACAGCCAGAAGUUCCAGAUCGCCAUCACGGACAGCCAGAACGUGAAGCUCCAGCGCGUGACGGUCACCGCCCCGGGAAGCAGCCCCAACACGGACGGCAUCCACGUGGAGAGAUCCAGCUUGGUGUGGAUCCUCAACUCCACCAUCUCCACGGGCGACGACUGCAUCUCCAUGGGCCCCGGGGCCCGCAACGUCUGGAUCGAGCGAGUGGCGUGCGGGCCGGGCCACGGCAUCAGCAUCGGGAGCCUGGGCUGGAAGUUCCAGGAGCCCGGCGUGGAGAACAUCACCGUCAAGAGAGUCCACCUCAGCGACACCACUAACGGUCUCCGGAUCAAGACGUGGGCCCGCCCCAGCUUGGGUUUCGUCAGCAACGUCCUCUUCCAUCACGUCGUCAUGGACGGCGUCAAGAACCCCAUCCUCAUCGACCAGCACUACUGCCCCGGCCACGGCCAGAACUGCCCCAGCAAGGCAUCCGGGGUCAGGGUCAGUGGCAUCAGGUACAAGAGCAUACGUGGCACCUCGAGCACCCAGGUCGCCGUCAGGUUCGACUGCAGCAAGUCCAACCCCUGCACCGGGAUUACGAUGCAUGACGUGGCGCUUACUUACCUUGGUAAGGAGGCCGCCGUCACGUGUGUGAAUGCGAGGGGUACUUCUUCCGGCUUUGUCACGCCGCUGGUCCGCUGGUCCUAG
This is a messenger RNA of Linum tenue, 1311 nucleotides long. The record is from the annotation of a GenBank genome assembly. Lineage: Eukaryota; Viridiplantae; Streptophyta; Magnoliopsida; Malpighiales; Linaceae.